AGUACCUCACCAUGGGGAUCAAGGCGGCAAGCGCAGUCUACAGCCAGGCCAGAGAGCGGAUGGACGAACUCCACCGCACAAUAACGUCUGACCAGAACUCUCGCGCUGAUGCCGACCACUCUGGCAGCAACCUGUUAGUUAGCAGGUUCGCUUACGAGUGUGAGACGGUGGCGGUGCAGCAGGCGUCAUUGCUCAAGUACCACAUGAGCGUCAGUGCAUUUCCACUGGCGACACUGAGAGACACACUCACCUCUGCCAUUUCGAGAUGGCCAAGCAGUGGCCCCCUCUGGAGCAUCUAUGUACAGGUGGAGAACCGUUACCAUAGUGCUGGCCGAGCACGUUGCUUUUUUCACUCCGUAACAAGGGACAACGAUAGUGUUGUGCCACGGCUCUUUGCUAUUGUUGCUGAACAACAAAGGAAGCAACUGGUGGACGCAGCACAGAGAUCCUGCGACAAAAGCGCGGCCUUGAGUGUCCUGCCAGAGAACGGUCUCAGCAACCGUAUCCGUGGACUGUUCGAAAGCGCCGUCGGAUCCGAGAUGGGCGUCCACUGUCCCUUACUUUGGAGGAUGUACAUUCACUACCUGGUGAGAUGACAAAUAUUCCAAAGGCCACCUACAUGAAUUGGCCUAGGAAACCGGAAGGAUACAUUGUCAAAGUGGUUCGCAUG
Molecule: messenger RNA, 670 nt
Organism: Hippocampus comes (tiger tail seahorse)
Lineage: Eukaryota; Metazoa; Chordata; Actinopteri; Syngnathiformes; Syngnathidae
Product: protein NRDE2 homolog
Exons: 3
Coding region: 12-596 (194 amino acids)
Biological process (GO): regulatory ncRNA-mediated heterochromatin formation; negative regulation of RNA catabolic process; RNA processing
Cellular component (GO): catalytic step 2 spliceosome
Molecular function (GO): protein binding
Source: RefSeq, a predicted model, not a curated record